Molecule: messenger RNA, 3470 nt
Organism: Cucumis melo (muskmelon)
Lineage: Eukaryota; Viridiplantae; Streptophyta; Magnoliopsida; Cucurbitales; Cucurbitaceae
Product: protein SCARECROW 1
Exons: 2
Coding region: 647-3223 (858 amino acids)
Biological process (GO): bundle sheath cell fate specification; asymmetric cell division; leaf development
Cellular component (GO): nucleus
Molecular function (GO): sequence-specific DNA binding; DNA-binding transcription factor activity
Source: RefSeq, a predicted model, not a curated record
UGAAUGAAUAAAACAAUAUUAGCGUUAAAAAUAAAAGAAAAACUAAAAAUCAAAUAUUUGGGGGAAGUGGGAGGUUGAGUAGUGAUUUUCAAAUAGAUAUUUUGGAAAUAAUUUUCAAGCUGCAACGAUGGUGGGUCGGUUCUGUUUCUCCAUUUCCGCCAUGGAUACGACAUUGAAGAACCUCUUGCUUUAAACUGUAGCCCUAAGAAGAAGAAAGAAAUAAAAAGAAUCUGAAAAUUUCUCAUCUUUCAUUUUAAUACUAUUUCUUUUUCAGUCCCCUCUUCUCGAUAUUGUUUAAUAAUUUUUCUCUCCUUUUUCCCCAAUUUCAAAAAGCUCUCUCAAAUCUCUCAAUCAGAUGCAUCCAAAAUCCAUGGCUUCCGCGUACUUUGCAUUAUUAAAAAGCAUCAAGCCCUCAUAGGGUCUCGUGUUCUUGCCCUCCAUCGGAGAGAGAGAGAGAAGAAUCCUCAAUUUGCUGUCCCAAUCUUCGUGCCGUUUUCUGUUUGGAUCUUCAAUAACACUCUUCAAAAUCCGCGUUAAUGGUGUUACUCUUACCCAUUACUCCUUCUUCUUCAUUCUUUAUGAAGAGCAACAUUCACUGCCAUUGCCAUACCUCUCACUCUUACAUUUUACUUCCUUCUUUCCUUCAAUGGCUGCUUACGCUUUGCUCAACGAUUCCACCCCCCGUGGUGUUAAUGGCGGUUUUGAUGAUAGUCCUUUGACUAGUGCUUCCACUAAUAGCAACGGUAGUGACGAACUUAAUCAUCAGCAGAUAGUUCAGGUUCCUCAACCAAGAUUGCCGGUUGGAAAAAUGGUGAGGAAGAGAAUCGCCUCGGAGAUGGAGAUUGAAGGACUCGACAGCGGCGGCGGCGGCGGCGGCGGCGGCGGCGGUGGAGGUGCUGCUGCUGUUCAUCCACGGUUUUGCCGAAGGAGUCUAGCUUCUGAUCGUCCUUUUGGAGAAAAUAAGACGAAUAUGAAUUAUUGUUCUUCUUCUUCAAACCCUAGCCAUGGCGGCAACCACUCCACUGUUGUGCAUAAUUUAACCGCUCUGACGUCAGUUGUAAUCGAAGGGUCAAAUUUAUCAAAUCCUCCUUCUGGUUCUGAUGCUACGGUCUCUUCCACUACUUCCAACAACAAUCUUCUUGAUAGUACUCUUCCUGUUCUUCGUCCUCAACCCCACCAUCACCAUUUGCAGAAUCCUGCAGUCUGUGGUUUUUCUGGCUUGCCUUUGUUUCCACCGGAAUCAAAUCACCACCAUAAUAAGUUAAAUACUCGUAAUAACCCUUUUCCUCUUCCUAAUCCAUCUCAGGUUCUUCUUCAUAAUCCUCCUACUACUGCUACUACCUCCAUUAUCGCCGCCGCUUCUUCUCCCAUGGAUGAUUCCUCCGCCACUGCUUGGAUCGACGGUAUCAUUAAGGACUUAAUCCAUAGCUCCACUGCCAUAUCCAUUCCUCAGCUCAUUCAGAACGUUCGUGAGAUUAUCUACCCAUGUAACCCAAAUCUUGCGAAUCUUCUUGAGUUUCGUCUUCGUACUUUGACGGACCCUAGUGUUCCUAACUUCGCUACUGAGGAUCAUCGAGUGAGAAAGUCCCCUUUGCCGUUGCCGGCGCCGGUUGCUGGACUGGGGUUGCAGCAGAGGCAGUUUAACCAAGAGCAGCAUGAACAAGAACAUGAUUGUUCUGGAUUAAAGCUAAAUCUCGAUUCUACUUCUCUGCAUAAUCUUUCUAAUUUUCCCUCUCAGCCGCCGUUUCAUGAGCCGUAUCUUCAAUGGGGGGCAACCCCUCCGCCUGUUCCCACUCCCUCCGCCGCAGCCGCCGGCGAGGAUGCCUUACAGCGCCUCCCUGGUCAUCAUCAACUUAAUCUAUCGUCCGUUACACCAUCGUCGCUUGUUCCUUUAAAUCAUGUCCCUUCUAAGCCACAAUCAGAACAGCAGAACUCUAGUACUAAGGCGGCGGCGGCUGCACAGCCAGCUCCAGCACCACCAUCAACGAGCAAUAACCCCUCAGCGACUGCUUUGCUGAUUAGAGAGAUAAAAGAGGAGAUGAGGCAGCAGAAGAGAGACGAAGAAGGGCUACAUCUCUUGACUUUGCUUCUUCAAUGCGCAGAAGCCGUUUCAGCUGAUAAUUUAGAAGAAGCCAACAAGAUGCUCUUGGAAAUCUCUGAGCUAUCGACACCGUUCGGCACAUCGGCGCAGAGGGUGGCGGCGUAUUUCUCCGAAGCAAUGUCGGCGAGGCUUGUGAGCUCUUGUUUGGGCAUAUAUGCAGCUCUGCCGCCGUCGUUGGUGCCCCAUACACACAGCCAGAAAAUAGCCUCAGCCUUCCAAAUCUUCAAUGGCAUAAGCCCAUUUGUCAAAUUUUCACAUUUCACAGCCAAUCAAGCCAUACAAGAGGCUUUUGAAAGAGAGGAGAGAGUUCACAUCAUAGAUCUAGACAUCAUGCAAGGGCUUCAAUGGCCUGGCCUGUUCCACAUUUUGGCGUCUAGACCCGGUGGGCCGCCGUACGUCCGCCUUACAGGGCUGGGGACCUCUCAGGAAGUUCUUGAAGCCACCGGCAAACGCCUAACUGAAUUUGCUGAGAAGCUUGGCCUUCCGUUUGAUUUCUUUCCCGUGGCUGAUAAAAUUGGCAAUCUAGACUUGGAAAGGCUCAACGUGAGCAAAAGAGAAGCCGUUGCUGUUCAUUGGAUGCAGCAUUCUCUUUAUGAAGUUACUGGUUCCGAUUCCAACACGCUAUGGCUUUUGCAAAGAUUGGCUCCAAAAGUUGUGACGGUGGUGGAACAAGAUCUGAGCCACACAGGCUCUUUCUUGGGGAGAUUCGUUGAAGCCAUUCAUUACUAUUCAGCACUGUUUGACUCAUUAGGUGUGAGCUAUGGCGAAGAGAGUGAAGAAAGACAUUUAGUGGAGCAGCAACUAUUAUCGAGGGAAAUCAGAAACGUGUUGGCUGUCGGAGGGCCGUCGAGGAGCGGCGAAGUGAAGUUCCAAAACUGGAGAGAAAAGCUGCAGCAAUCUGGGUUUAAGGGGAUUUCCCUCGCCGGAAAUGCUGCAACUCAGGCCACUCUCCUCCUCGGAAUGUUCCCUUCCGAUGGGUAUACGCUUGUAGAAGACAAUGGUACUUUGAAACUUGGGUGGAAGGAUCUUUGUUUGCUCACGGCGUCGGCUUGGAAGCCGCCGUUUCAUCAUCAUGCGGCGGCGGCGGUGGCGGUCACCAACAACCAUAUUCCCCGUUACUGAGGUUCUUUCUUUUUCCUUAUGAUUAUUUUUUUUUAUAAAAAAAAUCUAUAUAGUGUUGUUUUUUCUAUUUUGAUAAUAUCAUCAUCUUUUGUGUUAUUAAUUUUCCCUUUCUUUUAUGGCCUUCCCCACCAAUCAUAAUGUCAAGCUUUUGAGUUUGAUAUUCUUGUUAUGAUUAUAGCCUUUUUCUCAUGUCCAUUGUAUACCAAAUUAUCUUUGCCUUUUAAAUAAUUCUCUUUUUGCUCUCAAA